GGAAUGGAAGUGAGAGGACGUGCGGUCGAGGUUGGAGAAGAUCGGCAUGACGAGGAAGGCCAUCGACCGCGAGAAGAAAUGGGACAACUUAACGCAGCAGUUCAAGAACGUUCACAAGUUUCAGCAUUUGUCCGGCAAGGACUACUUCAAGCUUGCGUCAUUGGCCAGGAGAUCAGAGGGCUUCAACUUCGUCAUGGACCGGAGCAUGUACGACAAGAUGGAGGCGAUGACCAAGGGGGAUCACACAAUCCACCCAAAGAAUUUCGCGGACACGGGGGUGUUCGGGGGGGUUCAGAUGCCAGCAGGCGCAGGCGCGGGGGGAAAAUUCAUGGGCACUGAGGGUGGAGGGGGGCUUGUCGACGAAGAGCAGGGGUCGAUGAAAGAUUCGACAUUCAGCGUCCGGAGCACCGACGAUUCAAUGAAAAGGAAGAACAUGCGACAACAAACAUUCGAGGUCGCCGAAGUCAUGGACAAACAUGGAACACUUAUGGCAUGCACCAUGGACACAGCAAGCAAGCGACAAUGUUCCAUGAUGUUACGGCAAUGCGAAAUCCUUAAGAGCGAAGUGGAAGUGUAGAGGAAACAUUAUAUUGCGACGGAUGAGGCGAACAAAAUGAUGUGCAACGC
This is a messenger RNA of Chara braunii, 627 nucleotides long. The record is from the annotation of a GenBank genome assembly. Lineage: Eukaryota; Viridiplantae; Streptophyta; Charophyceae; Charales; Characeae.